AUGAUGAUGAUGACGGUAAUCUUCGUUACGUUUGCGGUCUCGGUACGAUCGGCAUCACUCGGUGUCGGCGGUGUUGUUGGUGUCGGUAAAGAUGAGCCGCCCGUGGACCACACCUUGGAAGCUGGCCCCGAGCUGGCCCAGUUCACCGUGUACGACUACCUGGCGGUCGGCGCUAUGCUCGUCAUAUCGGUGGGCAUCGGGGUCUUCUAUGGAUGGUUUGGCAAGAAGAAAACGGCGGACGGGCUGGAUGCCGGUGGCAGCUCCGGCGACUUCCUGCUCGGCACCGGUAUGAGUCUGUUCCCGGUCACGCUCAGCCUGACCACUAGCUUUAUUACCGCCAUCGAACUUCUGGGCAACCCUUCGGAGAUGUUCUUCAACGGCACGCAGUUCUCGCUGAUCGUGAUAUCGAUGGUCCUGGUCGUGCCGGUUGCGGUUAAGGUGUUCUAUCCCAUCUACUACAAGCUGGAGGUUACCAGCUGCUACGAGUACCUCGGGAUGCGCUUCGACAAGCGGAUCCGAGUGUUCGGGGCCGUACUCUACAUCCUGCAGAUGCUGUUCUACACCUCCGUGGCCGUGCUGGCGCCCGCCAUCGCCCUGUCGGCGGCAACAGGUCUGAAUCGGUACAUCGCCGUCGUCCUGAUCUACUUCGUGUGCAUCUUCUACUCGUCGCAGGGCGGCAUGAAGGCGGUCGUUAUCGCUGAUACGUUUCAGGCCUGCGUGCUGGUGGUGUCGCUGGUGUUGAUUCUGGCCCUCGGAUCGCACUACUCGGCCGGGCUGCCGGACGUGUUCAGCCGCGCUUCCGAACAUGACCGGAUUGAAUUUUUCAAUUUUGAUCCGAACCCGACGACGCGCCACUCGGUGUUUUCCGUCAUCAUCGGUGGCUUUUUCUACUGGACUUCGAUGUUCUGCACCAAUCAGGCGUCCGUUCAGAAAUGCAUGUCAUUAAAAUCGCUGAAAACAGCCAAACAGGCCCUCUACCUCUCCGUGUUCGGAUUGAUUGCGGUGUUUUUGAUGAACUUCUACACGGGAUUGAUGACUUUCGCGCACUACUCCGAGUGUGACCCGCUGGCCGCGGGCCAGAUAGCGGCCAAGGAUCAGCUGCUCCCGUACUACGUGAUGGAUGUGUUUGGCCACAUCAAAUUCAUGGCCGGCAUUUUCGUGUCGGGCAUCUUCGCCGCCAGCCUGGGGACUGUCGCGGCGGCACUGAACUCGCUGGCUGCGGUCACGUGUGAGGAUCUGCUGGUGAGCGGCAUGGAGUGGAAGAUACCGGAAGGCAAGGGGGCACUGUACGCCAAGUGGAUGUCCUUAGGGUUCGGGUUGGUUUCGUUCGCGCUGGUGUUCGUCGUGGAGCGGCUCGGUGGCAUCCUGCAGGCCACGCUCACGCUGAACGGGCUCAUCGGUGGCGUCACGCUCGGCCUGUUCAGUCUGGGGAUCUUCUUCCGGCACGCCAACGGCAAGGGCGCUCUGUGUGGUGGGAUAACGGCGCUGCUACUGGUCGUCGUGGUCGGUGUGUUGGCGCAGCUGAACAACGAAGAACCGGCUCCAUUACCGUCGUCGGUGGCUGGCUGCAACGCGAGCGUGUGGACCCCGGAGAACUAUCCUCAGCACCCGGCGUACGAAGCGCAUUCCUCGGAUACGCCCGUGAGUCUUGCGUUGGCGCUAUCUUUGAAGGAACUUUCCGGGACCGUGGACGCCGGCGGCUGGCAUAGCGACGCUGCUUCUGAAAGCAAUUUCUACAGACAAUCCGCGGACACCGCCGACAGUUCCGCUGACUCGGAGUCCUGGUUUUCGGCCGUGCUGCGCAUCAGCUACAUGUGGUACAGCUGCCUCGGCGCGCUGCUGACGAUGCUGUUCGGCAUUAUCGUGUCGCUGAUCUUCUCGGACGAACCGAAUGUCUGCUGCUUCCGCCGCCGGUCGGCCGAAUCGCAGCUCCCAGCGGUCACCAGUCCCACCGCCGGCACGGUGCGCGCCACGGAGUCGGGCGAGAAGCGCACCUCGAAGCUGAGCGUAGGCUCGAUGGCACCGUUGGCGAUGAUGCUGCGCACCUCGGUGACGCUCAGUCCGGCCUGCGACCGAAAGCCACGCCGAUCGCAAUCUCGCGAGGACUUCGCGAACGCCGCCAGCAUCGGCUCGAGCGUGGCGAGCGUGUUUUCCCUCGGCCAGCAAACCGUCUGCUCCGAGCUGGGCUCGUACACCGAGGUGGACGGUGAACAGUACGGCCGCGGAACGGUCGACCAGGACGCCCAACCCACCGGCCACAGCCAGCAGCCUCCCAACGCCAUCGCCGCCGUGAUGCAGGUGGAGCGCGAAAGAUUUUAA
This is a messenger RNA of Anopheles cruzii, 2319 nucleotides long. Its product is annotated as sodium-coupled monocarboxylate transporter 1. The coding region runs from base 1 to 2319 and encodes 772 amino acids. Gene Ontology annotation, biological process: sodium ion transport; transmembrane transport. The transcript is spliced from 11 exons. Gene Ontology annotation, molecular function: symporter activity. NCBI's taxonomy places the organism in Eukaryota, Metazoa, Arthropoda, Insecta, Diptera, Culicidae. The record is from RefSeq and is a predicted model, not a curated record. Gene Ontology annotation, cellular component: membrane.